AUGGAGCCAUCAGACAAGGACCUAUAUCUACACAAAGGGUAUUAUUUUAUACCAGUGGUGUCCUCACCUGAAAAUAUAGAUUCAUUGGAAAGUUUUGAAAUCCGAGAUGAUGAUACAUUUAUAAUCACAUAUCCUAAAUCAGGCACAGUGUGGACUCAGAACAUUGUGAGCUUGAUUCUUUAUGAAGGUCAUCGAGAUGGAACUGAAAAUAUUAGCCUGUCUGACAGGGCACCAUGGCUAGAGUAUAAUGUUAAUCAUGUAGAUUUACCUAAUCGCCCAUCACCUCGUGUCAUUUCUUCCCAUCUGCCCUACUAUUUGGUACCCAAAGGAUUACGAAAUAAAAAAGGAAAAAUUGUUUAUGUGUUCAGAAAUCCAAAGGAUGUCUUGGUUUCUGGCUAUCAUUUUCUACAAAUUCUAACCAUGCUGGAAACAUCAAAAGACUUUGAUGUUUACUUGGAGAAGUUUUUGGCUGGCAAAGUGUGCUGUAGUUUAUGGCUAGACCAUAUAGAAGGCUGGUUCAAUCAUAAGGAUGAUUUCAAUAUUCUCUUCCUUUCUUAUGAAGAAAUGAAAAAGGAUCUGAGAAGUUCUGUACUGAAAAUAUGCAAUUUCCUAGGAAAAGAACUGACUGAAAAGGAGGUGGAUGUUGUGGUGCAUAAAGCUACAUUUGAUAACAUGAAGGCAGAUUCUAGAACAAACUAUGCAGUCCUGGAUCCUACUUUUACAGAUUCUAGCAAAGGGGUCUUUCUUCGUAAAGGCAUUGUUGGGGACUGGAAGAACAUCAUGACUGUUGCCCAGAGUGAAAGGUUUGACCAUGUCUUUAAGGAGAGGAUGGAAAAGCUGCCUUUCAAGUUCUGCUGGGAUAUUCAGGAGGAUCCAUAAGGCUAUUUCCAGCUCACUAGAGGAAAAUAAUGUCUGAUACACACCUUCAAAUAUCUUAAAUCAGAGAUGACCUUCCAAAAAUGGUCUUCAUAUAAUUUUCUAAUGUUUAAUUCUCAACUUUGCAGAGAUCAU
Messenger RNA from Thamnophis elegans (Western terrestrial garter snake), 1011 nucleotides. RefSeq names its product amine sulfotransferase-like. The record is from RefSeq and is a predicted model, not a curated record. Gene Ontology annotation, cellular component: cytoplasm. Lineage: Eukaryota; Metazoa; Chordata; Lepidosauria; Squamata; Natricidae. Gene Ontology annotation, molecular function: sulfotransferase activity. Gene Ontology annotation, biological process: sulfation. The coding region runs from base 1 to 879 and encodes 292 amino acids. The transcript has 6 exons.